AUGCAGCGAAGCUUCACCAUCCUCUACACCAGUUUACUGGGGAUGUGCUUGGGUUCAAGCUCAAGUUUUCCAAGUAACAUCAAUAUAGGAGGAUUGUUCCCAACCGAAUCGCACGAAUAUGAGGUUUUUCGAUUCGCCCUGUCGCACCACCAGGACAUCCCUAAACUGGUGCCGCAGGUGGAUAUGGUCAAGAUGGGGAAUAGCUUCUCCAUGACAUAUGCCUUUUGCUCCCAGUUCUCCAAAGGUGUGUACGCCAUCAUCGGUCUGUAUGACAGGAAGACAGUCAACAUGCUCAUGUCCUUCUGUGGAGCGCUGCACGUCUGCUUCGUCACGCCGUCCUUCCCCAUCGAGACGGCAAACCAGUUUGUCAUCCAGCUGAGGCCUGAGCUGCAGGACGCUCUGGUGGGAGUGAUCGACCACUACGGAUGGACCAAGUUUGUCUACAUGUACAGUUCUGAUUCAGGCCUGUCAGUGCUGCAGAAGGUCCUGGACACAGCAGCAGAGAGGAACUGGCUGGUUACCUCGGUUAAUGUGGAGACCAUGACAGAGGCCUCUUUCUUGAAAGUGUUCCAGGAUUUGGACAAGAGGAAGGAGGGCCAGAUUAUCAUCGACUGUGAGACUGAGAGGCUCACUGGCAUCCUCAAAAAGAUUGUUGAACAAGGCAAGAAUGCAAAGAGCUAUCACUACAUCCUGGCUAACCUGGGUUUCCUGGACAUCGACCUGACAGACUUGAGGAAAGGUGGGGCGAACAUCACCGGCUUCCAGCUCGUCAACAACUCGGAGCCCGGCGUCAGCCGCGUCGUCCAGCAGUGGAUGGAGUUUGACAACAAGGACUCCAAAGUGCCCAAGAGUGGACUCAAAUACACAGGCGCUUUAACAUAUGACGGGGUGAAAGUCAUGUCCACGGCCUUCCAGAAUCUAAGGAGACAGAGGAUAGACAUUUCUCGCAGGGGCAACGCCGGAGAGUGUCUUGCCAACCCACCAGCUCCCUGGGGACAGGGCAUAGAUAUCCAGAGAGCCUUGCAGCAGGUCCGUAUAGAUGGAUUGACUGGUCACAUUCAGUUCAACGAGAAAGGCCGCAGAACCAACUACACCGUGAGCGUCAUGGAACUGGCCCCAUCUGGACCUAAGAAGGUCGGCUACUGGAACGAAGAUGAGAAGUAUGUGACCACCGCCAGCUUCAUGAGAGGCAGCAACGAGACUUACGGCCUGCAGAACAGAACGUACAUAGUCACCACUAUCUUGGAGUCUCCGUAUGUGAUGCUGAAGAAGAACCAUGAGCAGCUCGUGGGAAACGAUAAGUACGAGGGCUACAUCGUCGAGUUGGCUGCAGAGAUAGCCAAACAUGUGGGCUACCAGUACAAACUGAAGAUUGUUUCAGAUGGCAAGUAUGGAGCCAGGGAUCCUGAAACCAAGAUGUGGAACGGCAUGGUGGGCGAACUGGUGUAUGGGAAAGCAGAUGUGGCUGUGGCUCCUCUGACCAUCACCCUGGUCCGUGAAGAAGUCAUCGACUUCUCCAAGCCCUUCAUGUCCCUUGGUAUCUCCAUCAUGAUUAAGAAACCCACCAAAUCCAAACCUGGUGUGUUUUCAUUCCUGGACCCACUGGCUUACGAGAUCUGGAUGUGCAUAGUGUUUGCCUACAUUGGCGUCAGCGUCGUCCUCUUCCUUGUCAGUCGGUUCAGCCCGUACGAGUGGCACGCUGAGGACUACGAGGAGGGAGGUGAGCCACAGACUCCCACCCAGGCUGCAGCCUCUAACGGAAUGCAGCAGGGCCAGACACCAACUCAGCAGAACACCAACCCACAGAGUCCUGAGCAAACCAAUGAGUUCGGCAUCUUCAACUCCCUUUGGUUUUCACUGGGCGCCUUCAUGCAGCAGGGAUGCGAUAUCUCACCACGCUCUCUGUCUGGCCGUAUUGUUGGAGGCGUGUGGUGGUUCUUCACCCUUAUCAUCAUCUCCUCCUAUACUGCCAACUUGGCUGCCUUCCUGACAGUGGAGAGGAUGGUGUCUCCUAUAGAGAGUGCUGAGGAUUUGGCCAAGCAGACUGAAAUCGCCUAUGGAACGCUGGAUGCCGGUUCCACCAAAGAGUUCUUCAGGAGGUCUAAGAUCGCUGUGUUCGAGAAGAUGUGGUCCUACAUGAAGGCGGCUGACCCAUCUGUGUUUGUCAAGACCACGGACGAGGGUGUAAUGAGAGUCAGGAAGUCCAAGGGCAAGUAUGCCUACCUGCUGGAGUCCACUAUGAACGAGUACAUAGAGCAGAGGAAACCCUGCGACACCAUGAAGGUGGGAGGGAACCUGGACUCUAAAGGUUAUGGCAUCGCCACACCCAAGGGCUCCCCUCUCAGAAACCCAGUAAACCUGGCAGUGUUAAAACUGAACGAGCAGGGCCUCUUGGACAAAUUGAAAAACAAGUGGUGGUACGACAAGGGAGAGUGCGGCAGCGGGGGCGGGGACUCCAAGGACAAGACGAGCGCUCUGAGCCUCAGCAAUGUGGCAGGAGUCUUCUACAUCCUGAUCGGUGGCCUGGGCCUGGCCAUGCUGGUGGCGCUGGUGGAGUUCUGCUACAAGUCCAGGACCGAGUCGCGCCGAAUGAAGCAAUCCAUCAACGACGCCAUGCGCUGCUCCACCCUGACCAGGAUGAGUGGCAACGGGAGCGGCGGAGAGAAUGGACGAAUCCUCACACAUGACUUCCCCAAGACCGUUCAGACGCUGCCCUGUAUGAGCCACACCGCCAGCAUGGGACUGGGUGCCUCCGGCAUGUGAUCAUCACAUGACUGUGCUGGUGGCGAGGAAUAGGCAGGGUGGGGCAAAAGCAGAGCACAAGACUCUUAAGGACCUCAAAAAUCAUGGCUGUCCAGUUUGACCCAUCUGUUCUCCUGGCUGUCAACGCGCCCAACUCUUUUAAGACUUUACUUACUGCCAAAAUGCACUCUC
Molecule: messenger RNA, 2934 nt
Organism: Seriola dumerili (greater amberjack)
Lineage: Eukaryota; Metazoa; Chordata; Actinopteri; Carangiformes; Carangidae
Gene: gria1a
Product: glutamate receptor 1-like
Exons: 16
Coding region: 1-2763 (920 amino acids)
Biological process (GO): modulation of chemical synaptic transmission; synaptic transmission, glutamatergic
Cellular component (GO): postsynaptic membrane; plasma membrane; dendritic spine
Molecular function (GO): AMPA glutamate receptor activity; transmitter-gated monoatomic ion channel activity involved in regulation of postsynaptic membrane potential
Source: RefSeq, a predicted model, not a curated record